Dentiscutata erythropus is the source of this 461-nucleotide messenger RNA. The record is from the annotation of a GenBank genome assembly. Lineage: Eukaryota; Fungi; Glomeromycota; Glomeromycetes; Diversisporales; Gigasporaceae.
AAGUUGAUUACAAGCCCCCACAAAUGGAACCAUACUUCUGGCGUUCAAUAUCAAAACAACAAAAAGAAUUUGACAAAAUCAUUAGAAAUAUGUUUUACCAAAUCUCAGCAGUAUUACGUCCAAUCGACAAUAUUGAAAAAGUCUUAUAUGAGUCAAAACCUAAUGAUGAUGAUCACGAAGCUACACAAGGGUUUAAGAUGCUACGAAAAUCAACUCAAAAUGCCAGAGAACUCUUACGUGAUACAUUAUCAUAUGCUAAUAAUCUACGAAAAGAAUUUGCACUUAAAGCAAUUUCUUCUAAUCAUGUCCUGACCAAAGACAGAAGAGAUGUAUUUGGUGACAAAUUCAAGGAUUUUGUAGAAAAAGAAAACAUCAAAUCCAAACUAUUUAAUAAUGCUAAUAGAGAAAAACGCAGAUCUUACUUCUCUAAUCAAUCAUACCAGCAACCACAAACAAGAUGA